Messenger RNA from Leptonychotes weddellii (Weddell seal), 1050 nucleotides. RefSeq names its product homeobox B13 (gene HOXB13). Gene Ontology annotation, biological process: regulation of DNA-templated transcription. Gene Ontology annotation, molecular function: DNA-binding transcription factor activity, RNA polymerase II-specific; DNA binding. NCBI's taxonomy places the organism in Eukaryota, Metazoa, Chordata, Mammalia, Carnivora, Phocidae. The record is from RefSeq and is a predicted model, not a curated record.
CCUUGCGCGCCCGGGGGGCCCGGGUGGGGAGAGCGAGCGGGGUGCCCCCUGGAUCCCCCACCGCCGGCACCCCAUGAGCCGACCCUCGGCCCCAUGGAGCCCGGCAGUUACGCCGCCUUGGACGGGGCCAAGGAUCUGGAAGUCCUGCCGGGAGCCGGAGGGAGUCGGCAUCUAGUCGCCCACUGCCCCCCGACCGGCCACCCGGCCGUGGCGCCUACGCUGAUGCCCGCCGUCAGCCAUGCCCCCCUGGAUCUGCCAGGCUCCGCGGAGCCGCCAAAGCAGUGCCAGCCGUGCCCCGGGCUGCCCCAGGGGGCGGCCCCGGCUCCGGUGCCUUACGGCUACUUUGGAGGCGGGUACUAUUCCUGCCGGGUGUCCCGGAGCUCGCUGAAACCCUGUGCCCAGGCGGCCCCCCUAGCUGCCUACUCCGCGGAGACUGCCACGGCCGGGGAGCAGUACCCCAGCCGCCCCACCGAGUUUGCCUUCUAUCCCGGGUACCCGGGACCCUACCAGCCUAUGGCCAGUUACCUGGAUGUGUCGGUGGUGCAGACCCUGGGCGCCCCGGGGGAGCCGCGCCACGAAUCCCUGCUGCCUGUGGACAGCUACCAGCCCUGGGCUCUCACCGGUGGCUGGAACGGCCAGAUGUGUUGCCAGGGGGAACAGAACCCACCGGGUCCCUUCUGGAAGGCGGCCUUUGCAGAGUCAGGCACGCAGCACCCUCCAGACGGCUGCACCUUCCGACGUGGCCGAAAGAAGCGCAUUCCUUACAGCAAGGGGCAGUUGCGUGAGCUGGAGCGCGAGUAUUCAGCUAACAAGUUCAUCACCAAGGACAAGAGGCGCAAGAUCUCGGCAGCCACCAGCCUCUCAGAGCGCCAGAUCACCAUCUGGUUUCAGAACCGCCGGGUUAAGGAGAAGAAAGUCCUCGCCAAGGUCAAGACCAGCACUACUCCAUGAGGGAGAUCCUUGGCUAGGGAGGUGGGGGAAAAGUGGGAGUAUCCUGGGGAGACCCUCGGAGCCUGCCAGUGCCAGGACUCUGCUAAGGGGCUCCCAGAG